Molecule: messenger RNA, 5688 nt
Organism: Linnemannia hyalina
Lineage: Eukaryota; Fungi; Mortierellomycota; Mortierellomycetes; Mortierellales; Mortierellaceae
Source: the annotation of a GenBank genome assembly
AUGUCCAGGAGAUCCGUCUCCCUCGCCACAACAGGUUCAUUUCAAGAAUCAACACCAAGACUGACACGGUCAUGGUUCAAAACCGCAGUGGCAUUCUUCCCCUUCCUAACACUGGUCAUCUCUGCGUGGCUCUAUGCCUUCCACCUCGACAAACUUGCCAACCAGUCCAUGGUCCGGUCCAAGGAAUUGAACCCUCACAGUACAAAGAGUACUCUUAAACAGGACACUACGUCUCCCUCGGAACAGGAUGGUGUUGUGAUCGGAGAUAGCAAGGAUAAUAUCUUUUAUUUCAUCCAGGUGUCGGACUUACACAUCAGCACUUUCAGGAAGGCGAGUACCGCCAACUUCUACACCUUUCUCUCAACCGCCCUCCCUCUCGUCGAACCUGCCUUUGUCGUCGUUACAGGAGACCUCACAGAUGCCAAGGACAAGCAGUUGGUCGGAUCAAUGCAAUAUGUCAACGAGUGGGUCACCUACAGAGACGCCCUCGAGGAGUCUGGCGUGCUGACGAAACGGAACGGGACCUUUUGGCAUGAUCUCCGAGGCAACCACGACUGCUUCAACGUCCCCAGCUGGGACAGCAAGGAAAACAUGUUUGCUGACAUGUCUGCAAGCAAGUCGCCCGGAUUCAUGUUUGAUGUCAGGACUGGGUAUGGCAAAUACGGAUUCAUUGGUAUUGAUGCCUGUCCCAAGCCAGGACCUGCUCGCCCCUACAACUUUUUUGGACUGUUUGAGACUCCCGAUAUGGAUCAUCUCUCGGAGAGGUUGACAUUGAGCGAAGGCAACAACCACACCUUUGUCUUCUCCCACUAUCCAGUUACGACGACCAUGUUUGGAGAGACAUCGCUUGGAGAGAGCUUUGCAGAUCUUUCAAAGUCGUUCAGUGUCUACAUGUGCGGUCACCUGCACAAAUUGAAGUGGGGUCUUGGAGAUGCCCUUCAGUCAUACCAGCCAACACACUUCUUGGAACUGGAGGUCGGAGAUAUGAAGCAGAACGGCUUGUACAGGAUUAUGGUUGUCGAUCACGAUAUGAUCUCCUUCACGGAUGUCUCAAUGCCCAUGACAACCAUCCCAUCUGCCAUCAUGUCUCAUAACAAAAACAAGCAGGAAGAGAACAUUUACGAGUCUGAGCAACAGGAGCAGGAAGAGGGCUCAGAGGAUCAGGGUGAGAUGAAGGAGAGAAAGAGGCCAGCCCUAGGACCUCGCUUGCCCACAAACCCCAUCAUCGUUGUGUCAAACCCCAAGGAUUCUCGCUACAUGAUUCCCAAGCACGAGCCUGUCAACAGGAUCUCUACCAGCACACAUAUCCGCUUUAUGGCAUGGACUGAUAGCCAAAUCCCUGAUGAUGAUCACCCUUUUGCUCGUGAUGAGAUCAAAGUUGAGAUCAGGAUCGACGGAAUUCUGCACGAUCGCCAAGCUCGCUUUGCAGGAACCAAGGCAGAAGACCAGACCGCCGAGGAUGAGUUUCUUCCGCUCUAUGUUGCUCCCUGGAACCCACAAGAUUACCAGGAUGAUAAGGACCAUGAGAUUGAGAUCAAGAUAGUGGAUCGCUUUGGUCGAGUUGGCAGCUCAAAGUCGGUCUUCAGGGUCGAUGGCAAGCGAUCAGAAAUGAAAGGAGGCUUUGCCGAGUGGAUCAUGUGGGCCAACAUUGCCCUCCUGUUGAAGGCACUGUUCACAACAGGAUAUCUCUCGGUUACGUUGCUGUUGCUCAUCUUGCCCAAGCUCUACUCGCUCUACCUCCAAACAUCACCCCCACCAGAGUACACCCCUCUGCAUAAGCAGGUUACCGACUCUACAUCAUCUCUUGCGGAACUGGACUCAACCACACCCCAGUUCAAGAACGGCUAUGAGGCAUGGAUUGACAGGAAGAGUCGUCACUUGUACCGACUCUCUUCAACUCUUUCUUCAUCGUCUUCAGGACACCGCUUCUGGAACCGCUUCGUCAACCAUACCAUUCACGCCCACAUUCUCCGCUUCGUCCAUUUUUCGACUCAGCCAAUCCUGUUCUAUUCGGCCUUGCUCUUCACGCUCAUGCUGGUGACGAUGCCACAUUUCUGGGGUAACUUUGUCCCAGCUGCAGGGGAACAAGGACAGGGUUACUUCUACCUUCAAGGAAUCUACCUGCCUCACGCCAACGGUCAUCUCAGUGGCGGACUUGGAGCAGCCAGCUUGGACCCUGAGGGACCUGGGCGUGUUCUUAAACCCUUGAAUGUUCUUUCAGGAGCCAUGUCGUCCUUGACUGGUGGCAGGAUCGGAACCACAUUCAGUGGACGUGAUGCAAAGCUGUAUGAUGGCGCAGGAGGCACAUGGAUCCCUAUGGCCGAUACAUGGAUGAGCACGAUUUGGACGGUCGUCUAUGAUUUGGUCAUCUUCCUGUACUACCUCACACUGUGCGCCACUCCUUCAGGAUACCUCUACUCGCCAUCAAAUGCGCAUCGUCUGCGACCCUACCAUCGUACGUGGUACAUCCGGUGCUUGAUUUUUGGUAUCUGGGUCUUCCGCUGCUGUUCGGUUCUCAUGACCGCUGAGCUGUAUGGACCUAGUGUCGUCUGGACAGGCAUUGGAACCUGGUGGUUGGUUGUUGUAGGGUGGUUGAUGUUUAUGGUCGGUUGGAGCCGGUCGCGGAUUGAGAGGGAUAUCUUGUUGAGGCGAGAAGACGAGGAACUGGAGGAGAUGGAGGAGAACGGUGGCGAUGUUGUGCAAGGCGGUGUUGCAGCGACCAAGAUGGCAAGGGAGCUGUCGUCGUCUGUAGAUGAUGAUGAGGAAGAGGCGUUGCUUCGAGAUGAUUCUUCAACGACGGGGUCUGAAGAGGGAACUGGAGGUCGCAAAGGCCGCCGGACGCCACGAUACCAUUCGACUGGAUCUGCAUUCUAUCAAGAACUCAGAGCUCUUAUGAAUCUGGAGGUGUUGCACAUGGAGCUAACGUCAAAGGAGAUUUCGGUGGAGAACAACAACGGCACCUUGAGGAUUGGAAACGACCCGAUAACCAACAUUCAGUGCAGGAGGAUUGUUGACGAUGACGACGACUGGACUGUCAACGACUAUAGCCACCAAACCGUCUGCAAGACGCUCCCUCCCAACAUGGACAAUGAUGGCCCACUACGACAGAACUGUGACCCAAACCUCCCCGUGGCCCUCUGCAUCCUCGCAAACACCUGCGGCUACAUCUCCAACACCAUCUGGUUCCUCGUCCUCCUCCCCCAACUCAUCAAGAACUUUCGUCGUCAAUCCACCACAGGACUCAGCUUUAUCUGGGCGUCCUGCAACUUCACCGCCAGUCUGAUCAACCUGUUCUUUAUCCUCGAUAUUCAGGUCCCGUUGUUUACGACAAUUAGUGGGUGGUAUAUGCCGAUUCUGGAGGCGGGGAUGCUGUUGCAGUUUGUGGCGUAUUCGAAGGUUUCGAAGAGGAGGAAGGUUGCGUUGGCGGGAGUUUCGCUAAUUGUGUAUGCGAUUGUUGUUGUGUUGGAGGUUAUGGAUGCUUUUGGAGAGGAGACGUCGUCGAAGAUGGUAUGGGGGUCAAUUGUCUUGUGGUCCAUCGAAACGUACUUCCAGGUCGUCCUCAACAUGCGCCGUCGCUCCGUGUCUGGCCAAUCGUACGUCUCCCUCGUCCUCUCUUUUAUCGGCAAGACGACGGAUGUGAUUAUGCAGUUCACGCUCCUGAUGCCGACGCAGUAUAUCUACAUGACUUAUUUCUCCUCGACUCUCGCAUAUUUCAAUUUUAUGCAAAUGAUUGUAUACACACAGCCGGCGAGGGUUUGGAGACCGGUGAUUGCGGUGAUGAGGAUCCCAGAGAUCAUCCAGCAAAUCGGGACACACCUCGACCCACCACAUCUCUACACCGCCGUCCGUGUCUGUCGCUCCUGGAACCAUGCCCUCGUUCCUUUUCUUUGGACCUCGAUCGACGACUCUCUUUACUCUUGGGCCAGGAUUUUGGACACUUUUAUGGAAAGACGACGGAUGGAUUCGGAUGAUGUCAGUGGAGGCGACUGGGUGAGAGGUGUGUUUCUGAAGUAUGGGCAUCUGGUCCAGCAUUUGCAUGUACAGAGGAGGGAGGUUCUGGAUGCUGUGUGUGUUACGCGGGCUUGUGUCGAGUUGAAGACGUUCAGGGUUAGGAAGGUCGAGCCAGUGAGGUGGCGGUUGCUGGAGCAUGAGUGGAUGUAUGAUCUGUCGGAGGAGGAGCAAGUUGAGAUGGCAGAGAUCCGGUGGAAGGAUGCUAUGGAGGGAGAUGUCGAUAGCUUGACAUUUCGACAUGCGUUCAACCCAAGGAGUUUGGAUCUGUCAAAGACUACGUUGGCGCAGAUGGAGGUCAACUGGGAGGUGACGAGGGAGUUCUGGAUGCUGUUAAGGGAGAAUCAGGGGCUGCAGGUCUUGAGACUGGAUGAGAGUUUGAAGGAGUUUAUAUAUGCGGUAUCGGAAGAAUACUUUUUGGAAACUUUGGCGUCGCUGAAGGAUUUAAAAGAUCUGGAGAACGAUUUUAUGCAGGUUGAUUUUGCUGCUGUCCUGCAAGUAGUUCCAGACUUGAAACGAUAUGCCAGACUCACCAAUCCUAGCGGUCCUCUCUCAUUGACCCAGCCCGUCCGGAGGCUCACCCACGUCGAAUUCAACAAACCAACCUCUUGUCAGGAACUACUCCAGUUUCUCAGGGACUCGCCCAAUCUCGAGUCGCUUUCGAUCCAUUCUCUAUGCAAUGCACCCUUGUUCGACGCCAACGACGCCGAGGCUCUGAUGGGCGAUAGUCCUAGUCAACUCCAGAGGCUGCAGAUCAAGGUGUUGAUGGGCACUGAUGUGUCACUUCUGGAUAAGGUGCUUCCUUGGAUACCGGAUCUGAGGACUAUACACUUGACACAGUUCUGCAGCAGCCAUGCCCGUCCUUUUGUGGAGCAUUGUUCGGCACUGACGACGAUUGAGGGGAGCAAUGUGGGGUCAAUUGUUCGAGCCACUCCUGGACGAUUGCAGGAGAACCAUGAGACUGGAGCCCUGGAGAGGAUGAUUAUGACCUGUCCGACUUUGAAGAAGAUUGACUGGAUCGGCAAGACGCUGCGCGAGAAGAGUUUGUGGGAUUAUGCCGGGGUCUGGCCAAGCUUGACCUACUUGCGCUGCCAGAUCGGAGGGUUGAGGGUCCGUACGGCCAGGUAUGAGAGAAUCUGGAAGCAUAACAAGGAUUUUCACGGUCCCUUCCAGACCUUAAAGAAGAGCGUGCUCGAGGAACGAGAGUUGAUCCGGCAAGAGCAACGGUUAGUCCUGAGUCGGAUUGGAUCCCUGCGCAAUCUCAAGACACUGGAUAUUGGCGCCGAUUUUCAGUUUCACGAGAACAAGAACAUGAACACGACGUGGAGGAAUGGAGGACAAGGUAGCAGUUGGGUUCAUAAGGAGCGUCCCCAGAUGCAUGAUUGUUUGCGACUGUCGUUAGAGAUGGGACUUGAUGAGCUUGCCGGGUUGAAGGAUCUUGAAGUGUUUGGGUUUGAAGGGAUCGAGCAUGAGAUCGGAGAGGCUGAGCUGCGGUGGAUGAAUAAGACGUGGAAAAAGUUGAGGGUAAUGCGUGGAUUGUGUGGGAGUGGAGAGUUGUUGUUGUGGGAGAAGAUGAGGGAGGAUUUCAGGAAGGAGCGGUUGUUGAAUUUUAUGAGGAGGUUGAGUCUUGAUGUUGUCCAUGAGCCUUCGAGUGUUUGUAUCAUGAUGCCCCUGGCAUAA